CAAGUCUGGGUUUAUUUCUUUAUUACUGUUGCACAUCUAGAGACAGAAAUUCUCACAGUUUUUCUUUGCAAACUAGCUCUUCUUCAGUCAGCAUUAAAGGGGAGCGUCUGAACAACAAGUUUAAAUCUCAUUAAUGCUCUUAUUUCCCUUCUGGUCAGUCUGGAUGCACAAUACCCUGUCUUUCUAAAUUUGUAAAUAUGUCAUACUCUUUGACCAUCGCUUUGAAAUGUUCAAACUUUGUAUUUUAUAACCUACGAUCUGCAUAGUUAACCUGUAAGGCAGCUGUAUGUAUACUAAGAUUAAAUUAUAACGUGACAAAAACUGGGAAAAAAGAGAGCAUGAAUGCUUCUGUAACAGGCACUCUGUGGGAUAACAAACUACUGAUCGUCUAAUGUAGUUACUGUUCUUGUGAGAACAGGAAACUUUCCUUGCUGCAGGCAGCAGCUUUGUACUGGUGUCACUUUUUGUGUCAACUUCAACUACUAUCAUUCGCAGUGGGAGAAAUCACCUCCAGCGCAUGUUAAAAUCUACACUACCCUCCUCUCUCUGCAUUUUAUUAGAUUAAUUUCAACCAUCUGACACCUGGGCCACACGGUUUAUUAUGAGGGGAACCGGGGUCGGGUAGCCGUUCUUUUCGCCCGAGCUUCGGGUUAUUGUUCCAUGUGGCCUCGGUGGGUGGACGGAAGGACGGCCCAUCCUGCCGCCUGUUGUUCAGCUGCUGGGCCAAUAAGCUCCCGGAUGCCGCUCAGUCCCGGUCCAAUGAGAGCAGCUGGGUCCGGGCUCGUUUCGAGAGUUGGGUUGUUCAAUCUGUGAGGAGGACAACAAUCCGCCGCAGCUCUCUGAGUGAACCGGAUGGAUGGAUGCUGACGAUGUCUCCUCCUGUUGGUGCUGGUGCUGACGGUGGAUGUGAGCGAUCGGCCUGAGGCUUGUUGCUGACUUCAGAUGAUGUGACGCAACAGAUCUGAUCAAGAGAACUUCUUGUACAACGCUGAGUCGCAAGACGAAAAUGUCGCAAAAACCUGCAAAACAGAAUGAGUUGCUGCUUCGCUGCAGGACGUGUGUCCUAUAACUGAGGCCACAUGUGCAUCCGGACAGAUGGAUCGCUGUAAGCACGUGGUUCGCCUUCGUCUGGGCCAAGACCAUUCCAUCCUCAAUCCACAGAAAUGGCACUGUGUGGAAUGCAGCACCACGGAUUCGGUGUGGGCCUGCCUCAAGUGCUCCCACGUUGCCUGUGGACGCUUCAUAGAGGAGCACUUCCUCAAACACUUUCAGGAGUCCCAACACCCAUUGGCCAUGGAGGUGCGUGAGCUGGAUGUCUUCUGCUUCGCCUGUGGAGACUAUGUACUGAAUGAUAAUGCAGAGGGAGACCUCAAGCUCCUCAGAGGCGCUCUCUCUACUGUCCGGAGCCCAGGUAGGCGGUCGCUGCGCUCCUCCGCUGGGGGGGACUGCGCCCCCUGGGUGUUGGAAGGUGGGCCGCAACCUGCCAUGCAGCUGGCCCUGCGCCAUAGGAGAAAAGCGCUCCUAGGAAAGAUGCUUCAGACGUGGAUUAGAAAACACCAAGAGGUUCAGAACCAGCGCAAGGAGAAACUUGAGGAGGCCAGGAGACAAAAGAAGGAGGUGAAAAGGAAACUCCUGGAAGACCUCGGCAACAUUCCUCCUAGAAAGAGUGCCAGGCUUCUGACUCAGGGGCCACGUUCAACCAUGACACUCAUUCCUCGCAAAUUUCGCGACCCCCCAGAACGCCUACCUCCACCUCCCAAGAAGCCUUCACUCCUCGCCCUGCCCCGCCGGGCGCCACAGAUCAGCAGAGCCGCUAAGUUGAGGAGGUACUACUCCACGCACGCCGUAACGCGGAGGAGGCACGCUCCAGGUGUCACUGGUCUACGCAACUUGGGAAACACGUGCUACAUGAACUCAAUAUUGCAAGUGCUGAGCCACCUGCAGAAAUUCAGGGAGUGUUUUCUCACUUUGGACCUGUGUGAGACUGAGGAGCUGCUGGCCAAGACCAACCACUCCCAGGGCAUGAAGGGGGUGACUGGAGCUGUCGUCAACAGCGGCACCACUCCGCCACUGUCGGAGAACCCUCUGGGACGCAUGGGGAAGGCGGGGUGUUGGAAUUUGCCGGUGGGCAAAAAGGAGAGCGUCGCCCCGUCCCCACAGGCUGCAGAACUGGUCCAGCCCAAAGAGCCUCGCUGCUCGACUCGCCAGCAAAUGUCUCUGUGUCACGAGCUGCAUACACUAUUCAGGGUCAUGUGGUCGGGCCGGUGGACUCUUGUGUCUCCCUUCGCCAUGCUGCACUCCGUGUGGAACCUCAUCCCGGCGUUCCGUGGAUACGACCAGCAAGACGCCCAGGAGUUCCUGUGUGAGCUGCUGGACAAGGUGCAGCAGGAACUGGACACGGAGGGGUCCAAGCGGCGGAUAGUCAUCCCCAUCACAAAGAGGAAGCUGUCCAAGCAAGUGCUGAAGGUUCUGAACACCAUCUUUCACGGGCAGCUGCUCAGCCAGGUGACGUGUCUGUCCUGUAAGCACAAGUCCAACACAGUGGAGCCGUUCUGGGAUUUAUCGCUGGAGUUUCCAGAGCGAUAUCACAGCAGGAACAAAGGCUCGGGCGCCACUGCGUACCAGCGCAGCUGCUCCCUCAUAGAGAUGCUGUCCAAGUUUACAGAGAUGGAGGCUCUUGAAGGCAACAUCUACGCCUGCAACCACUGCAACAAAAGAAGAAGAAAAUCAUCCCACAAACCCUUAGUUCUGUCAGAAGCACGCAAGCAGCUUCUGAUCUACCGCUUACCUCAGGUUUUACGUCUGCACCUCAAACGUUUCAGAUGGUCGGGCCGGAACCACCGGGAGAAAAUCGGCGUCCAUGUGGCCUUUGACCAGGUUCUGAACAUCAAACCAUACUGCUGCACAGACUCAGGUCACUCUGUCCACAGAGGCGGCUACACCUACGAUCUGUCUGCUGUGGUCAUGCAUCAUGGUAAAGGCUUCGGCUCAGGGCACUACACCGCAUACUGCUACAACACAGAAGGAGGUUUCUGGGUCCACUGUAAUGACUCUGAGAUGAAGGUUUGCAGCGUGGAGGAAGUGUGCAACACUCAGGCCUAUAUUCUCUUCUAUACCCAGAGGUCUGCCUAGGUACCUCUCUCGCUGUGACUUGUACUGAGGGCUGCAUUUGAGGCGACGGUGUCUGAAGCUUUCCCUGAUGUCACUUUGAAAGGGUUUGCCAAACAAGACGGUAAUGAGGGCAAAGGGGAAGCCGACCGUAUGGAUGCAUGUCAGUAACUUAGAAUAUCAUCGUAAAGUUAAUUUCUGUCAGCAGUUCAAUUCAAAGGGGAGAAACUCCUGUCAUACUUAGAUUCAUUACAGAGUGAUAUUCAGUUUAUUUUCAUGAUUUUUAAUGAAAACUGCUUUGAAACCUAAAGUUAGUUUCUCCAAAAAAUAUAUAUAUUACAUAAGAUCAAUUAAGUCGUUUAUUUAUAUGGUAUAUUUAAGCAGGAAGGCAGUUCAUGAAUGCAUUAAACAAUAAAAAAAAAAACAUAAAAAACAAACUUUACAUUAUAUUGGCAAACUAAAAAUAAUAAAAAGUUGUAAUCCAGAGCAGAAAUGUACCACUUAUUAUGAAACAAAGGCAACACCAAGCAGGUUGUUUUCUAAUCUUGAUUUAAAGGAACUCAGUGUUUCGUCUGUUUUGCAGUUUUCUGGAUGUUUGUAGAGGCUGAAUGUUUGGUUCUGGUUCUGUUGAUGCAGAGCAGAUGAGAACCAGAAGGCCGAUACAACAACAACAGAUCUGUAAGGUAUUUUGGUGCUAAGACAGUUCAGUGGUUUGUAAACUAACAGUAUUUUAAAGUCUAUUCUCUGAGCUCCAGGAUUUUAGGUGUGAGGUGAUUUUCUGCAUCUUUCUGGUUUUAGUCAGAACGCGAGCAGCAGCGUUCUGGAUCAGCUGCAAACCUGUAAACACACUAUUAUAAUAAUCAACUGAAGUUGCAUUGAGUGUCUUUUUAUCUUGUUGGGACAUUAGUCUUUUAAUCCUGGAAACGGUCUUCAGGUGAUAGAAGGCCGAUUGUAAUAAUGGGAAAUUUCUAUGACUGUUUGCUGCAGGUGGGCAUUUAUCGUAUUUAUCAUUUAUCAUAAUAAAUUUCUUACUGUCACGAUAAUUUCCAAUCAAUGUUUGGAAAAAAAAUAACUAUCCAUAUUGUUAGAAUUGUUAGUUUUACUACUCUUCCACUGUUUGUUCAAUGAAAGUAUCAAUAACUAUCAAAAGAAUUAAAAUAUAAUUAAAUGCAGUUACUGUGCGCAGUUUAGCAACUCUAAUCAGACUCUAAUCAGUCAUGCAGUUGCAGUUUAUACAAUAACCUAAAAAAGAAGUAAUAAAUAGUUUUGAUUGUUACCUUUAUUGUUAUUACGAUAGUAUCACAAAGUAUCAUGAUAAAACUUUAACUCUGUAUUGCCCGCCCCUACGGUCUACUGGAUAAUCAUCCAUAAAAUCACAUUUGCAUUAUUUUUUAUUCGUCUUACGUAAUAUUUUAAAGUUUUGAGAAACUAUAUUUUGGGUUUUCAUUAACAGCAAGAUGGCGUCGUCAUAUUAACAGGAAUAAAUGCGUGGAAUAUAUCACUCCAUGUAAUGUAUCUGCAUACGGUGGGAGUUUUGCAUUGAAUUACUGACUAAAUUCAACCUUUUCACGUUCUAAUUUGUUGAGAUGCGUCUGUGGUUGGAGAUGAGACCGAUGGAGGUGGUGGGUAACUUUUGCCAUGUCUAAUAGUAGGCAAACUUUAUUAAUGUUUAGAAGGCAGGAUAAUGUCUGUUAGUCGGAGAAACCUUUUCAUAAAUGAGGCUGCAGGUUUUUCGGCCUGCAGGACGAACUUUUUACUUCAUGGCCUGAAGACUGUGGGAGCAGGUCUUGUCCUGCUGAACACCAACAUGUGUGUCCAUGUUUUUACACCACAACCAGGCUGGAAACGUCCAGUCGCUCCACUGAGACAGCAUUUUACAUUCACGGGCAACACGGACUCUGGAGUUUGAAACACUUCUUUUGUUUUCAUAUUUUAGUGUCACACGUUUGAUCUCUGAGCACUAAAUAUGUGAUCAGUCCAAACUCCGUGCUGCCUCCUGUUCAACUUUUUUAAUUAUUGUGUAAUAUCAAAUAUCAAGCUUUUAAUACUCACCGUGUGUCAUUUGUAUUCUUUUAUUUUUUUUUCCUCUCCUCUAAUGUACGCUGUGACUGGAUACUGUGUCUUAGGCUCAAGACUCUCAGAGAACAUGAAUAAUUAUUUUUAUUUUUUUUGUCUUUCUGUUUUAACUCCAUGAAAAGAGGUGAAUAAACUGAGUUUCCAACAAAUUAUGAUGAAUGAAGGGAAGCUGCAAUUCUCUGGAGGGGCUGCUGGUCCUACUGUACGUUUGGCUCGUUUAUUCCUUUAAGAAGCAGCUCCUCCUGCGGUUUAACGGUUUGACCGCUGCACCUCUGUCUAACCUGCUGGCAGACGAGAAGCAAAUAAUAAAAAAAAAAAAACGGCAGAGGAAGGUGAAUCUGAAGAAUGUGUUUUUGGGGAGGUAUACCCAUUUUAAAGUCGUGCACCUGAAAGCAAUAUAUUGUACAUCGUUCAUCUUAACAGGAAGUUGAAAUAAAAUCAGGAAUUCCUCUGCUUAUUAUCCAAGGUUUUGUUAUUUGUGUUUGUUUUGUUUUUUUUCUACUCUGCUGUUUCUAUCGAGGUCUUUAGAAUUUGCUAGGUAAUCAAGAAAACUGUUGUGUUUGAUACGAGUCAAAUGCAAAACACAUUUGUGAACUCUGUGAAAGUUGGAACAAUCUAAAUGACGAUGAAUGUCUUACUUGAUAGCGGUCAGUUGUGGCCAUGCCACUGGCUCUGAUCUCCUUGAGUUCUGUCUUGUACUGUAAGAAUACCUGUCAUAAAUGUAUUGUUCGUAAGGGUUUUGCCUGACAGUAAUUAUUAAAAAGACAACAAACGCA
Messenger RNA from Xiphophorus hellerii (green swordtail), 5960 nucleotides. RefSeq names its product ubiquitin specific peptidase 49 (gene usp49). NCBI's taxonomy places the organism in Eukaryota, Metazoa, Chordata, Actinopteri, Cyprinodontiformes, Poeciliidae. Gene Ontology annotation, biological process: protein deubiquitination. The transcript has 8 exons. The record is from RefSeq and is a predicted model, not a curated record. Bases 1096 to 3132 code for a protein of 678 amino acids. Gene Ontology annotation, molecular function: zinc ion binding; cysteine-type deubiquitinase activity.